Messenger RNA from Cylindrotheca closterium, 1167 nucleotides. The record is from the annotation of a GenBank genome assembly. NCBI's taxonomy places the organism in Eukaryota, Bacillariophyta, Bacillariophyceae, Bacillariales, Bacillariaceae.
AUGCCAUCCAGUAUGUUCUUAACAAAAGAGCGCCCACAUAAUUCUCCUGGCGGUCCUUUGUCCUCAUUAUGGUGCCAGAUUACAAUGAAAUGGUUGCUCUGUAGUGCCCAGGAUGCGGAGACCUCGUCCAGAUACGUCCAGUGGCUGAUUGAUAUGUGUGACAAUAACACAAGAGGAUUCCAGCGUAUCAAACGCCACCAAGAGUGGGCAAAUGUGAAUGUGCUGGAAGCAAAGGUGAAUCGGUGGCACUUGAAGGAUUGGGAGCGCACCGUUGGAAGUCUAUUGGUAUCCCCGUCCGUGGAAGGUGUUCCUUUCAGAGAGGUCUCCGCAGUGGGGCGUUCCAAUGUCAAUUUGGAAACCUGGAACAAUGUGGAUGCGGGAGACAUUGGGUUUCAAGCCAUGAAUGCUCGUUUGGCCCAUGGUAACAUUAAGGAUAAUAAUAACAAUGCUACUACAACCACGACGACAACAACAACAACAAGAACAACAAUACGGCAAGAGGACAAUGGACUCAAGAUUCUUCCCAAGGGGCAAAUCUUGGCGUCCAAGGUGCCAGAACUCAAAGAAGCAUGUGCCAAACGAGGUCUACUCAAGAUGGGGAACAAGGCAGACCUGCAGGAUCGUCUAUUGGAUUGGAGUGCUGCACAACAACAAAAACAAAAACAACGAAAGCAGCAGCCACCAAAAGACUUUGUUGCGGAAUGGUUUGAUGACGAAGACGACGAUGAUGAUGAAAUGCUCUUGGACGAAGACGAAUAUAGUAUUCGAAGUAACGAGAUGGAAGCUUCUGCCAAGUCGCCCAACUCGUUGGAGGAAUGGUCUCGAACUGUGGACUUGGAGUCCUUGCGCAAAAAACGAAGGGAAAUUCAUAGACUAAAGCGACAAGGAUCUAUUCCGCCAGCGAGUAAGAAACAGCAAGAGGAACAACAGCAACGGUUGCGGAACAGGCACGCAGACUUGUCGUUAUCCUCGUCCAAGGAGUACUUGCAAAAUCUGAAAAAGACUUUGGAAACUCCUUCUUCCCAAUAUUCUUCCAAUGUCCGAGCCAAAGAAAUAUACAUGGUAUCCAAACACGUGGAUCAGGCUGGAGAUCAAGAAACUUCCAUUCAACUUUUGCAAACCUUGUUGACUGUCACACCCAACGAUGGCAGAGUGUACUGCAGAUGA